UUUGUGACGUUUUAGUCAUUUAUAGUGACACAAGAAAAAGUUUUGAUGCAAAUGUGUUCAUAACGAACACAGUAUUUAAUAUUCAGGAGAAAAGAACCUGAGUCAAUCAUUUAAAAUCAACAAGUUUAACUGAUUAAAAUAGUUGGUUCUUUGUUAUUUAUCGAACAAAAACUUUGAAAAAACAUCAAAAAUGAAUCAUCCAAAUAAAUAUAAUUUUUUAUUGACUACAGUAAUGGCCACUGCCGUCCUAUUAAUGACGAUAAGAUCAUGUCAUUCAGCACCGUUUAUUACAAAAACCGACAAAGGUGUCGAUAUCAAUGUAUGGCCAUUUUUUCGUAUGCAUCUAGCUCGUGAAACACGUGGAAUGGUUUUGGGCAUUGAAGUACUAAGUGGUAUGGUUAAAGUUAAUUAUGACCGGAAACCAGGCGAAAAACCAUUCGUAAAUGUUAGUGUAUUUGGUCUCGGUGGAUCGGGUGAUGGUGCUGCAAAAGCAAAAAUUCCUGUUGAUGAUAUAGAAAGUGGACUUGGAGAGUUAAAAGCAGCACUUGAAUCUGAAACUAAUCUUUUACUUUAAUUUAUUUCCGAAUUUCAAAUUGUCCCAGUGGUUUAUUUUGAAUUUCCACUAAAAUUUUAUCUAAUCUCAUGUUCGGAAAAAAUCCAAACUAGUUAUUAUUUGAAUAAAUUAUUCAAAAAUUUUGAUCAAUAAAAUUAGU
Messenger RNA from Dermatophagoides farinae (American house dust mite), 713 nucleotides. RefSeq lists its product as uncharacterized. The record is from RefSeq and is a predicted model, not a curated record. NCBI's taxonomy places the organism in Eukaryota, Metazoa, Arthropoda, Arachnida, Sarcoptiformes, Pyroglyphidae.